GAGCAGCAUCAUUUGGUGAUCCUGUUUGCAGAACCAUGGGUAACUAUGGAGUAAGGAGUAGGUUGAAUGAGAUAGGGACGAUUCUUUUGAGAUUUAAGAAAUGUUAGGAACCAAUUAUUUUGGUGACCUGCUGCUUGGGAUGCCAUUGCGGCAGUUGUUAUUGAAGGGGAGAAGAUUCUCUAUUCCGAAGGGUGUAUCCAGAUGGUUCAGCAGCAGAGCAGUGAUGAGCUGGGGAGAUGGUAGCCAUGGUGCUUUGGGGCUGCCCAGUUCCCCACUGAGCAGUGAUGCCUAUGAGCCAACACCGGUUCAGGGGCUGCCUUCCGAUAUAUUGAGUAUUGGCGUGGGCCACUAUCACUCACUCGCAGUUACUGCUCAAGGAGAGGUCUGGGCCUGGGGUAGAAACCUUGAAGCUCAGCUCGGUCGUGGUCUUUCUGAUCCCAGGGAAUCAUGGAAUGAACCAAAGCGGGUAGAGGGCUUGGAUGGAGUAAGAGUCACGGCUGCAUUUGCAUCUGGUGUUAUUUCCGCAGCCAUUGGCGAUGAUGGUUCAUUGUGGGUGUGGGGAAGAUCCAAGCGCGGCCAACUCGGUCUUGGAAAAGGAGUAACCGAUGCUGUCCGACCUUCCAGGGUUGAGGUGCUUGAAGGGGAGGAGAUUGUUAAGGUUUCUCUCGGAUGGGGCCAUGCUCUAGCACUGACCAAGGACGGAAAAUUGUUUGGCUGGGGUUACUCUGCAGAUGGUAGGUUAGGCCAGAUAGGGGAAGCCUUCGAGAUGAAACCAGAGGGCUUGUCUCCAACAACGGGACACCUCAUGGAUUCAGCCCUGGAAGUUGCAAAAAAGCUAGUCUUGGAUAGAAUCGAGAAAGAGAAAAACAUGCCCAUUAUCUGGGAGCCUUGUCUUCUACCAGAACUGAAUGAUGUCAAGAUCUCAGAUGUGGCUUGUGGGCUUGACCACUCCCUAAUUCUCUGCAGUAACUGUUCAUUUUCAGGUAAUGGUACCCUGUUGAGUGGCGGAGACAAUACAUAUGGUCAGUUGGGCAGAGUAACAGAGGAUUUGGGAUUGCUACCAGUUGACAUGAACUGUUUUGAGCCUCUGUCCAUAUCAUCUGGUCUAGGGCAUUCUUUAGUGGUGUGUAAACUUCUGUCAUCUGAAGUCAUUAGUGAGGCCAAGAGCAUUGUUUCGUGGGGAUGGAACCGGAAUUUUCAGCUUGGAAGAACAGGAACAGAGACCAUCCCUGGUGUGGUUGAGGGCCUCUCAUCUGAAACACCUGUUUCAUUGUCUGGAGGGCGUGCACAUUCAAUUGCACUCACAUCCAAGGGAGAGCUUUGGGUAUGGGGCUGUGGCAAAAAUGGAAGGCUCGGGUUAGGAAGCUCCAUUGAUGAAGUUGAGCCAACUCUUGUUGAGUGCUUACAAGGUUUUGAGGUUCUACAAGCUGUAUCAGGUUUUGAUCAUAAUCUAGUCCUGGUUGUGGAAUGAGGCAACCUUAGUCUUUGGACUCCACUGGUGUGACGAGAAG
Molecule: messenger RNA, 1511 nt
Organism: Telopea speciosissima
Lineage: Eukaryota; Viridiplantae; Streptophyta; Magnoliopsida; Proteales; Proteaceae
Product: secretion-regulating guanine nucleotide exchange factor
Exons: 5
Coding region: 101-1471 (456 amino acids)
Source: RefSeq, a predicted model, not a curated record